Spodoptera littoralis (African cotton leafworm) is the source of this 36393-nucleotide messenger RNA. NCBI's taxonomy places the organism in Eukaryota, Metazoa, Arthropoda, Insecta, Lepidoptera, Noctuidae. The record is from the annotation of a GenBank genome assembly.
AUGUCUAAGUUGAAAAGGAAAUUUACAGAAAGUAGCUAUGUAUUGUUAAAGGAAAUAGAACUUUCUGUCUUUUUAAGAGAUAAUUGUAUCAGAGCAUUAAAUAUUUACACGGUAAGGCUGCUGUCAUGGGACGCAGGAGAGCACCAGGUCGACCUGGAGAAGGAGUUAUCCACCCUCACGGCGCAGGCACCCGAGGGGGAGGAAGCUCGCUAUGGCGAACGUCUGAUCCAGUUCGCUUCAGAGAACCUGGUGACGGAGAUCCUGAUCCACCCUCAGAUGAACACGCUGAUGCAGUGCAUGCGGAACCUGCUCAGCUCCUUUACUCGACACAGGCACCUUGUGCACGCUGGAUAUACAUUCGCUGGGAACGGCUCCUGGAUCAUGCAGGACGGGACCUUUUCCCUAGCUGACUUCACUGAUGCUUACCAAGAGAAUGAGGUACAGCGCGUCAUUCGCGCCUAUGAGAAUUCGAUUUCUAUUGAUGUUCACUGCUCCACCAGCGGUGGAGGAGAAUGGGCCAAGCUCCCGGAGAUGCCCUUCGUGAAAUACUGCAAGAUUAGGGUCAACCCUACUGAUAUACUCGACUCUGGCUCUCAAGCCAUCAAGGAUUUUAUUGCCGGUAAACGAGCAGAUGGACACCUGGAACACCAGAGGCGUUACAAGUGCGUUACCGGCCUUUUGGAGAUUAGGAGUUUGAGGAUCGUUGGGGAUUCAGGAAUCGGGGAGAUUGGGGAAGAAGAGGCAUACCUGGACCCAUACGUGGUACCAGCCAGCCUGGACCAGCUCCUGGUGUCGAGCGACGUGGUGGGCAACAUCAGGUUCAGCCACCCCACGCUCUACGUGUUCCCAGGAGGACAAGGAGACGCCGCGCUGUUCGGCAUUAAUGGAUUUAAUAUGCUUGUGGAUGGAGGCUUCUCCCGCAAGGCUUGCUGGUGGGACUUCGCCCGCCACUUGGACCGUCUUGACGCAGUCCUGUUCACCAGGCUCAACAACUGCUCUGUCUCCGGCAUGGCAUCUGUCCUGCGCAGGAAGGCAGGAGCUACUGUCUACCCACAGAUUGGACACUUCUUCUGUACCUACUUCAUAGGUACUGGACACUUCCAACUUCUAUCACCACUCUGUAUCGAGCAAGAUGAAAGGCGCGCUCUCGCGAGCCCUGACGGAGAUAAGGAUACGGAUCCUCUGCUGGUGUCGCUGCUGCAGGAGGGCUCCGACAUGAUGGCCGACCUGCGCCAUAUCAACCUCAAACCACAACACUGCUACAGAAGUCCAGAGCCCAUCAAUCUCUACCAUAAAGUUGGACAUGGUACCCUAGACAUGUACGUACUGAAUCCGUCCAAGGACUCUAAAUACGUUCGUGAAUUCUUGAAACGUUGGCACAACAGUGAACAAAAGCUAUUCGAUGGUGCGAGUGUGUCUGGACAGUUUAACUUCCCGAUACCUAACUUAGUUUCCAUCUGUGCGUUACUAGUGUGGCGCCCAGCCAACCCCGACGACACGAUCACGAGGAUUAUGUUCCCGGGAUCGACACCACAACACAAAAUAUUCGAAGGCUUAGAAAAACUUAAACACUUAGAAUUUUUACAACAUCCCACUUGCACAGGCAGGCAGAUGGCGCCUACGGUGCCAGCUGUCACCGCUACAGCAACUACGGUUACAACUACAAAAACUAGCGCUAAGACGACAACCAAAUCCAGUAAAGAAAGAAGUAUCAUUACAGAAAAAACGAAAGACGACAAAAUUGUUGAACCUGAACCUCCUCCAAAAGAUCUUAAAGAUGGUGAAACAAAGAAUAUAAUAGAUAAUAAACUACUUAGUGAGCUCGUAGAUGCGGAAGAUAAAAUGGACUCCGUCUUACACGAGGCUAUAACUGCGAGAAUAGAAACUAAACUAGAUGAUAAGAUUGCUCAAUACGAGAGCACUGUGAUAGAUGGUUUACCUAAAAAGAAAGAUGUCAAAAAGAAGGCUGUGGAGAAGAAAACGAAACGCGUUGAUAAGACUGAUGAAGUUAAAGACUCUGUAGUUAAGGCUGAUGCUAAAAAAGUUGAAGCUGAAGCGAAAACAAAAGUAGAAAAGAAAUCAAAAGUUGACACACGCAAGUCUGAAAUGACGUCGUCAGUUACAAGAAGUAAAAUCAGUCAUCGCGCAACGCGGGCUGUUUCCGAACGAAAAGCAACAUCAAGUACAGAGAAAAAAGCAGGAUCAGAAGAUAAAAAGUCACCCCCAACAACCCCUAAAAAAUUACCUGACACUAAAUCUACUCCAUCCGUACCAGUUUUAAAAGAUAAAAUAAAAGCCAAAACUAGAAGACUGAGUCCAGGAAGCACCCCAGCUAAGAGCACUAAGGAAGCGAAAAAUCGCAUGGUUGUCGAAUCAAAAUACAAACAAGCAUCACCCAAGAGAGAAGCCACCACAAAGUCAUCUGAAAAGAAAGAAACUAAAGCUAAACGGGAACCUAUUUCGCGCCGGCCGAGACCCUUAUCAUCACCGGUGAAAGGGUUGAAAGCUAUGAAAAGCCCAACCAAAUCCGUGAAGUCAGUUAAAGGUGAUGCCUCAAAGUUGAAGGGCUUACAAAGAGUAAAUUAUGAAGAUAUUCUAAAAGAUGCUAAGAAAUCUGACGAAGACACAUCCAAAUCCCUCGAUGACAUUAAACAACAAGAAUUAGACGAAAGAGAAGAACAAGAAAUUGUAAGAGAAAUUGAAGCUGUUUUCAACAGGGACAGCGAAGCUGAAGAGAAAAUUGAAUUUGUAGGACGAUCGGAUAUUGAAAAAAUUACAUGUUUAUUAGACGAUACUAAGACUGAAACGACUGCCGACGGCGAAUUUGAAGAAGAAUAUCUUAUAAUAGAAAAAGAAGAAGUUGAACAGUAUACCGAAGACUCUGCUGUAGAACGAGAGGAUAGUCACGAGCAUGAAGAUGAAUUACAAAAACAUGCUAAAGAUAAAGAGGAAUCUGAGAAAAAGAAAGAUAUAACCGUACUAGAAAAACCUGAAGAAACACAAAUCAAGACUGAAGCCGUUAUCGAAACGGACACGAAACAAAUUGAAUCUAAAGAACACUCAGUAAGCGUCGAAGAAAAACAAGAUAUAAGCAGUGAAAAGAAGACCUCUGAUAGUAAAAGUAUUCCUAAACCCAAAGAUUCUCUUGAAAUGCAGGUUCAAGAGUCUCAGCCGGAUGAGAAAAUAUCUACUACUAUUGAAUCAGGAGCAACCACUGCACCAACUCUGCCUGAAGAUGAAAGGAUAACACUUGAUGAUAUUAAAGAGGAUCAACAGGUUGAAGAAAAACACGUUCAGGAAGAGACUAAGGAAGUAAUUCCACCACAAAGUUUAAUUGACACAAAACCAUUAUCACUAGAAAAGAGCCCUAAACUUGAGUCUGUUCCAGUUCCAAUAAGAGAAAUCGUCAAGACUCCAGAUGAAGUAGCCGACUUACCUUUGCAUGAAGAAGUUGACUACAGAACUUAUGUAGAAAAGAAAACACCAGAAGAAGAAUUCGUAAAACGAAAAUCUGAUGACGUCAAAGUUCCUACAGACCUACCUCUCCUAGACCAAGAAGGUGGAGUAACAUACAAAGGAAUGAAAGCAGUUCAAGACGAUGUUGUUAUCAAAACUGUGCAACGUGCGUCCCAUGCUGAACUUGUCACCGUAACACCUGGAUCUGCUCCAGAGUCCCCAAUGUACCACGAACAAAUGAAAGUGUCAGCAGUUCCCGAUAAAGACCUAAAACCAGUGAAGGAAUAUGAUGAUGGAGAAUACGACUAUGGGCAGUAUACUGAGAAAUUGCGAGAAACUCACAUUACAACUCUCGAUUCACCAAUAAAAGAUGAUAUUAUUGUAAUCGAAGAGAUUCCAUGUAUGCCUGAAAAGAUCCCUUCAAUACCUGAAGAUGUUGAAAAAGAGAUUGAAGAAGCUCGUAAGUUGGAAAUGCCUGACAAACCUCCUUUGAGUCCUAAAGAAGUCGAAAAAAUUGUUGCUGAUGUCGCUGAAGUACUUAAAUCAGACAAAAGCUUAGAAGAAAUCAUGGCCGAGAAAUCUCCUUUGCUUAGUAAAUCUCCGGAAGUUUUUCCAGUUACGCCAGUUACUGUUAGUGCUAUCGAAGCUACAAAAAUGCUCUUAACUAGUGAACAAGCAAUCAAACACGAUUUGCUUGAAGAACCCAAAGAGACAACAGCCCUGGAUACAAAGCCACAUGAUAUCUCGGAAAUACAAAAAGAAGUGUCACCAGCCCGAUCCAUAACAUCAGAGGACGUUAGUGAAACUUCGGACAAGACAGUGCUUAGUGAGAGUAAACGAGUCAAACGAGAACUCAUAGACGAGAAGAUAAUCGAGAAAGUAGAUGAUGUUAAAGAAAGUAUAUUCAAAGAAAUUAGUUCUGAUGUUACUGACCAUGUUGCAGACAUAGUUAAAGAAAAAUCUUUACUCGAAGAUUUAGAAGAAAAACCCGAAAAACGAGUUAUUACAACACUAGAAUCAGCAAAAACGUUAGAAAAACUAGAAGAAAAAAUUGCUGAUCUUAAAAGAAAGGAAGAGAUAAUUUUACAAGAAAAGACUGAGGUUCCUGAUGUAUCAGAAAAACUUAUUAAAGAUAAAUCACCCACAGAAGAAAAAGAAGUCUCGGAACAAGAAAUUCCGAAAAAAACCUUAUUGCAAAAGGCUGAAACUAAAGUUGAAAAAGUUGCCGGAAAAGUGUCAGCAUUCAAAGAUGAAGUGUUCGGAUUCUUUGGCAAAAAAUCAGACAAGAAAGAGCCAAGCCCAGAGAAAGAGAGUCCUGAAAAAGCUCCAGUAAAGGCAACUGAGACCAAAAAAGAGUCGGUUUCCAAAACACCAAGCCCCAUUAAAGUAGAACCUUCACAAAGUCUUUUGACUGACGAACAACCUGAUGCAAAGCCUGGAGUAUCAAUAUUUGAAGAAAUGAAGGAUCACAUUGUUGAUACUACUAAAGAAGCUACAAAAGACCUAGAUUUGAAGAAACUCACACAUGAGGAACCAGUUCUUAUUGAAAAAGAGCCGAGCCCAGACAUCUCAGACGAUAAGCUUCCUAGCUUAAUCUAUGAUGAAGAUCAAGAAUUAGACAUCGAGGAGAGGUUGAUUGGAUUUGAACCCAGUGGUAAACCAGAGGAAUUCACAACUACACAAGUUGUAACACUCAUUGAGAAAGGUAUCGUAAUUAUCAGGAAAACUACAACAACAACAAUUUUACAAGAAUAUAGUAACGUCACUCGAACGAUUGUUAGAUAUAAAACCACUGUACUAACUAUUGAAGAUGAUGAACUUCCAGAUGGGAAAAAGAUUGGAAGAACAUACAGAAAAGUAUGCCUUUCUCAUGAACGACCAAAACUUGCUGCAACUAAGACUGAAAAACCACUUAGCCCUAUUAAGCUUGACAAAGAGGAGUCACUUCAAGAAAAAACCGACGACAAGCCUAGUUCACCAGUUCAUACAGAAGAAAUAUUGUCAAAAUCUUCGGAUUUAGAAGAUAAAACAGUUUCGACGACCUCUAAACCAGACUUAAUUUAUAACGAAGAUGAGGAAUUGGAAAUUGAAGAACGACUUAUGGCCUUUGAGCCUGCUGGAAAACCAGAAGAAGUAACUACUACACAAAUAACAACAAUUACAGAAAAAGGCAUCUUUAUCAAAAGAAAAUCCACUGUAACGACAAUCCUUCAAGAAUACACAAAUGUAUCUAAAACAACAUUCAGAUAUAAAACUACUGUUUUAACGAUCGAAGAAGACGAGAUGCCAGAUGGUACCAAAUAUAGUCGAACCAUUCGAAAAGUCUCCCUUGCUUAUGAAAAACCGAAACUACCAUCUCCUACAACUAGUGAAAAGUCCAUUAGUUCAGAAGUAGAAAUAUCGGAAAAAAUGUCUGACAAAACAACAGUUGAAAAAGAUAAAGGAGAACCUAUCACAGACACCCUUGAUGACAAAAUAGUUAGUCCAGUAAAGCCAGAUGGAUCUGCGCCAGUUUCUUUAAAACCGGAUGGAUCAACACCUACUUUAAUCUGGGAUGAAUCACAAGAAACGGAAAUUGACGAGAUAUUAAAAGAUUUCAAGCCUUUGGGUAAACCUGAGGAACACACAAUUUACAAACAUGAAUCUAUAGUUGUAAAAGGAGUAACAGUAAUGAGAGAAUAUAUCAUUACCACAGUAAUCACUGAAUUUAAACACGUCAGUAAAAAAAUUAAAAAAUACAAGGUUUGCAUUAUGACUAUAGAAGCAGAUAAUUACCCAGAUGGUUCCAAGUUUACCCGUGUUAUAAGACAAAUGAAACUUUUCGAAAAGAAACCUGACCCUAUACCAUUUGAAUUUGAAGAUAAAUUACAAAUCCCUGAAGAAGGGUCAAAUGUGGAAACAAGUGUUAAAACUAUGCUUGCUGUACCCAAUAAAAGAACAGAAAUUGUCGAACCGAGUCUCAUCACAUCAGACGAAAAGGCGCCUAGCCCAGUACAUGUGGAUGAGAAAGCACCCAGUCCAGACAAGGUGGAUAAAAAAGAACCAAUCCCGGUUAAGCCUGAUGACAGAAAACCAAGUCUCAUUACGUCGGACGAUAAAGCUCCCAGCCCAGUACAUCUCGAUGAGAAAGUACCCAGCCCAGUCAAGCUAGAUGACAAAGAGCCUAGUCCAGUUAAAUCUGAUGAGAGGAAGCCAAGUCUCAUCACGCCAGAAGAAAAGGCACCCAGCCCAGUACAUCUCGAUGAGAAAGUACCCAGCCCAGUCAAGCUAGAUGACAAAGAGCCUAGUCCAGUUAAAUCUGAUGAGAGGAAGCCAAGUCUCAUCAUGCCAGAAGAAAAGGCUCCCAGCCCAGUACAUCUCGAUGAGAAAGUACCCAGCCCAGUCAAGCCAGAUGACAAAGAGCCUAGUCCAGUUAAGCCUGAUGAUAGAAAACCAAGUCUCAUCACAACAGAAGAAAAGGCACCCAGCCCAGUACAUCUCGAUGAGAAAGUACCCAGCCCAGUCAAGCCAGAUGACAAAGAGCCUAGUCCAGUUAAGCCUGAUGAGAGAAAACCAAGUCUCAUCACGCCAGAAGAAAAGGCUCCCAGCCCAGUACAUCUCGAUGAGAAAGUACCCAGCCCAGUCAAGCCAGAUGACAAAGAGCCUAGUCCAGUUAAAUCUGAUGAGAGGAAGCCAAGUCUCAUCACGCCAGAAGAAAAGGCUCCCAGCCCAAUACAUCUCGAUGAGAAAGUACCCAGCCCAGUCAAGCCAGAUGACAAAGAACCAAGCCCGGUUAAGCCUGAUGACAGAAAACCAAGUCUCAUUACUUCGGACGAAAAAGCUCCCAGCCCAGUACAUCUCGAUGAGAAAGUACCCAGCCCAGUCAAGCCAGAUGACAAAGAGCCUAGUCCAGUUAAGCCUGAUGAUAGAAAACCAAGUCUCAUCACGACAGAAGAAAAGACACCCAGCCCAAUACAUCUCGAUGAGAAAGUACCCAGCCCAGUCAAGCCAGAUGACAAAGAAACAAUCCCGGUUAAAUCUGAUGAGGGGAAGCCAAGUCUCAUCACGCCAGAAGAUAAGGCUCCCAGCCCAGUACAUCUCGAUGAGAAAGUACCCAGCCCACUCAAGCCAGAUGACAAAGAGCCUAGUCCAGUUAAGCCUGAUGAUAGAAAACCAAGUCUCAUCACGACAGAAGAAAAGACACCCAGCCCAAUACAUCUCGAUGAGAAAGUACCCAGCCCAGUCAAGCCAGAUGACAAAGAAACAAUCCCGGUUAAAUCUGAUGAGGGGAAGCCAAGUCUCAUCACGCCAGAAGAAAAGGCUCCCAGCCCAGUACAUCUUGAUGAGAAAAUACCCAGCCCAGUCAAGCCAGAUGAGAAAGUACCCAGCCCAGACAAGGUGGAUGAAAUAGAGCCUAGUCCAGUUAAGCCUGAUGAUAGAAAACCAAGUCUCAUCACGACAGAAGAAAAGACACCCAGCCCAAUACAUCUCGAUGAGAAAGUACCCAGCCCAGUCAAGCCAGAUGACAAAGAAACAAUCCCGGUUAAAUCUGAUGAGGGGAAGCCAAGUCUCAUCACGCCAGAAGAAAAGGCUCCCAGCCCAGUACAUCUUGAUGAGAAAAUACCCAGCCCAGUCAAGCCAGAUGAGAAAGUACCCAGCCCAGACAAGGUGGAUGAAAUAGAGCCUAGUCCAGUUAAGCCUGAUGAUAGAAAACCAAGUCUCAUCACGACAGAAGAAAAGGCACCCAGCCCAGUACAUCUCGAUGAGAAAGUACCCAGCCCAGUCAAGCCAGAUGACAAAGAACCAAGCCCGGUUAAGCCUGAUGACAGAAAACCAAGUCUCAUUACUACGGACGAUAAAGCUCCCAGCCCAGUACAUCUCGAUGAGAAAGUACCCAGCCCAGUCAAGCCAGAUGACAAAGAGCCUAGUCCAGUUAAAUCUGAUGAGAGGAAACCAAGUCUCAUCACGACAGAAGAAAAGGCACCCAGCCCAGUACAUCGUGAUGAGAAAGUACCCAGCCCAGUCAAGCCAGAUGACAAAGAGCCUAGUCCAGUUAAAUCUGAUGAGAGGAAGCCAAGUCUCAUCACGCCAGAAGAAAAGGCUCCAAGCCCAGUACAUCUCGAUGAGAAAGUACCCAGCCCAGUCAAGCCAGAUGACAAAGAGCCUAGUCCAGUUAAGCCUGAUGAUAGAAAACCAAGUCUCAUCACGACAGAAGAAAAGGCACCCAGCCCAGUACAUCUCGAUGAGAAAGUACCUAGCCCAGCCAAGCCAGAUGACAAAGAGCCUAGUCCAGUUAAAUCUGAUGAGAGGAAGCCAAGUCUCAUCACGCCAGAAGAAAAGGCACCCAGCCCAGUACAUCUCGAUGAGAAAGAAGCUAGCCCAGUCAAGCCAGAUGACAAAGAUCCUAGUCUAGGUGAACCUGAUGAGAGAAAACCAAGUCUCAUCACGCCAGAAGAAAAGGUUCCCAGCCCAAUACAUCUCGAUGAGAAAGUACCCAGCCCAGUCAAGCCAGAUGACAAGGAACCUAGUCUAGGUAAACCUGAUGAGAGGAAACCUAGCCUCAUCACGCCAGAAGAAAAGGCGCCUAGCCCAGUACAUCUCGAUGAGAAAGUACCCAGCCUAGUCAAGCCAGAUGAGAAGGUACCCAACCCAGUCAAGCCAGAUGACAAAGAACCAAGCCUGGUUAAGCCUGAUGAGAGAAAACCAAGUCUCAUUACGACAGAAGAAAAGGCACCCAGCCCAGUACAUCUCGAUGAGAAGGUACCCAGCCCAGUCAAGCCAGAUGACAAAGAACCAAGCCCGGUUAAGCCUGAUGACAGAAAACCAAGUCUCAUUACUUCAGACGAUAAAGCUCCCAGCCCAGUACAUGUCGAUGAGAAAGUACCCAGCCCAGUCAAGCCAGAUGAUAAAGAGCCUAGUCCAAAUAAAUCUGAUGAGAGGAAGCCAAGUCUCAUCACGCCAGAAGAAAAGGCUCCCAGCCCAGUACAUCUCGAUGAGAAAGUACCCAGCCCAGUCAAGCCAGAUGACAAAGAACCAAGCCCGGUUAAGCCUGAUGACAGAAAACCAAGUCUCAUUACUUCGGACGAUAAAGCUCCCAGCCCAGUACAUCUCGAUGAGAAAGUACCCAGCCCAGUCAAGCCAGGUGACAAAGAGCCUAGUCCAAUUAAGCCUGAUGAUAGAAAACCAAGUCUCAUCACGCCAGAAGAAAAGGCUCCCAGCCCAGUACAUCUCGAUGAGAAAGUACCCAGCCCAGUCAAGCCAGAUGACAAAGAGCCUAGUCCAGUUAAGCCUGAUGAUAGAAAACCAAGUCUCAUCACGACAGAAGAAAAGGCACCCAGCCCAGUACAUCUCGAUGAGAAAGAAGCUAGCCCAGUCAAGCCAGAUGACAAAGAUCCUAGUCUAGGUGAACCUGAUGAGAGAAAACCAAGUCUCAUCACGCCAGAAGAAAAGGCUCCCAGCCCAGUACAUCUCGAUGAGAAAGUACCCAGCCUAGUCAAGCCAGAUGAGAAGGUACCCGUACCCAGCCCAGUCAAGCCAGAUGACAAAGAGCCUAGUCCAGUUAAAUCUGAUGAGAGGAAGCCAAGUCUCAUCACGACAGAAGAAAAGGCACCCAGCCCAGUACAUCUCGAUGAGAAAGAAGCUAGCCCAGUCAAGCCAGAUGACAAAGAUCCUAGUCUAGGUGAACCUGAUGAGAGAAAACCAAGUCUCAUCACGCCAGAAGAAAAGGCUCCCAGCCCAGUACAUCUCGAUGAGAAAGUACCCAGCCUAGUCAAGCCAGAUGAGAAGGUACCCGUACCCAGCCCAGCCAAGCCAGAUGACAAAGAGCCUAGUCCAGUUAAAUCUGAUGAGAGGAAGCCAAGUCUCAUCACGCCAGAAGAAAAGGCUCCAAGCCCAGUACAUCUCGAUGAGAAAGUACCCAGCCCAGUCAAGCCAGAUGACAAAGAGCCUAGUCCAGUUAAGCCUGAUGAUAGAAAACCAAGUCUCAUCACGACAGAAGAAAAGGCACCCAGCCCAGUACAUCUCGAUGAGAAAGAAGCUAGCCCAGUCAAGCCAGAUGACAAAGAUCCUAGUCUAGGUGAACCUGAUGAGAGAAAACCAAGUCUCAUCACGCCAGAAGAAAAGGCUCCCAGCCCAAUACAUCUCGAUGAGAAAGUACCCAGCCUAGUCAAGCCAGAUGACAAAGAACCAAGCCUGGUUAAGCCUGAUGAGAGAAAACCAAGUCUCAUUACGACAGAAGAAAAGGCACCCAGCCCAGUACAUCUCGAUGAGAAGGUACCCAGCCCAGUCAAGCCAGAUGACAAAGAACCAAGCCCGGUUAAGCCUGAUGACAGAAAACCAAGUCUCAUUACUUCAGACGAUAAAGCUCCCAGCCCAGUACAUGUCGAUGAGAAAGUACCCAGCCCAGUCAAGCCAGAUGACAAGGAACCUAGUCUAGGUAAACCUGAUGAGAGGAAACCUAGCCUCAUCACGCCAGAAGAAAAGGCGCCUAGCCCAGUACAUCUCGAUGAGAAAGUACCCAGCCUAGUCAAGCCAGAUGACAAAGAACCAAGCCUGGUUAAGCCUGAUGAGAGGAAGCCAAGUCUCAUCACGCCAGAAGAAAAGGCUCCCAGCCCAGUACAUCUCGAUGAGAAAGUACCCAGCCCAGUCAAGCCAGAUGACAAUGAACCAAGCCCGGUUAAGCCUGAUGACAGAAAACCAAGUCUCAUUACUUCGGACGAUAAAGCUCCCAGCCCAGUACAUCUCGAUGAGAAAGUACCCAGCCCAGUCAAGCCAGAUGACAAUGAACCAAGCCCGGUUAAGCCUGAUGACAGAAAACCAAGUCUCAUUACUUCGGACGAUAAAGCUCCCAGCCCAGUACAUCUCGAUGAGAAAGUACCCAGCCCAGUCAAGCCAGGUGACAAAGAGCCUAGUCCAAUUAAGCCUGAUGAUAGAAAACCAAGUCUCAUCACGACAGAAGAAAAGGCACCCAGCCCAGUACAUCUCGAUGAGAAAGAAGCUAGCCCAGUCAAGCCAGAUGACAAAGAUCCUAGUCUAGGUGAACCUGAUGAGAGAAAACCAAGUCUCAUCACGCCAGAAGAAAAGGCUCCCAGCCCAGUACAUCUCGAUGAGAAAGUACCCAGCCUAGUCAAGCCAGAUGAGAAGGUACCCGUACCCAGCCCAGUCAAGCCAGAUGACAAAGAGCCUAGUCCAGUUAAGCUUGAUGAUAGAAAACCAAGUCUCAUCACGACAGAAGAAAAGGCACCCAGCCCAGUACAUUUCGAUGAGAAAGUACCCAGCCCAGUCAAGCCAGAUGACAAAGAGCCUAGUCCAGUUAAAUCUGAUGAGAGGAAGCCAAGUCUCAUCACGCCAGAAGAAAAGGCUCCAAGCCCAGUACAUCUCGAUGAGAAAGUACCCAGCCCAGCCAAGCCAGAUGACAAAGAGCCUAGUCCAGUUAAAUCUGAUGAGAGGAAGCCAAGUCUCAUCACGCCAGAAGAAAAGGCUCCAAGCCCAGUACAUCUCGAUGAGAAAGUACCCAGCCCAGCCAAGCCAGAUGACAAAGAGCCUAGUCCAGUUAAAUCUGAUGAGAGGAAGCCAAGUCUCAUCACGACAGAAGAAAAGGCACCCAGCCCAGUACAUCUCGAUGAGAAAGUACCUAGCCCAGCCAAGCCAGAUGACAAAGAGCCUAGUCCAGUUAAAUCUGAUGAGAGGAAGCCAAGUCUCAUCACGCCAGAAGAAAAGGCACCCAGCCCAGUACAUCUCGAUGAGAAAGUACCUAGCCCAGCCAAGCCAGAUGACAAAGAGCCUAGUCCAGUUAAAUCUGAUGAGAGGAAGCCAAGUCUCAUCACGCCAGAAGAAAAGGCACCCAGCCCAGUACAUCUCGAUGAGAAAGUACCCAGCCCAGUCAAGCCAGAUGACAAAGAGCCUAGUCCAGUUAAAUCUGAUGAGAGGAAGCCAAGUCUCAUCACGCCAGAAGAAAAGGCUCCCAGCCCAGUACAUCUUGAUGAGAAAAUACCCAACCCAGUCAAGCCAGAUGAGAAAGUACCCAGCCCAGACAAGGUGGAUGAAAAAGAGUCUAGUCCAGUUAAACCUGAUGAGAGGAAACCUAGUCUCAUCACGCCAGAAGAAAAGGCUCCCAGCCCAGUACAUCUUGAUGAGAAAAUACCCAGCCCAGUCAAGCCAGAUGAGAAAGUACCCAGCCCAGACAAGGUGGAUGAAAAAGAGUCUAGUCCAGUUAAACCUGAUGAGAGGAAACCUAGUCUCAUCACGCCAGAAGAAAAGGCACCCAGCCCAGUACAUCUCGAUGAGAAAGUACCCAGCCCAGUCAAGCCAGAUGACAAGGAACCUAGUCUAGGUAAACCUGAUGAGAGAAAACCAAGUCUCAUCACGACAGAAGAAAAGGCACCCAGCCCAGUACAUCUCGAUGAGAAAGUACCCAGCCCAGUCAAGCCAGAUGACAAGGAACCUAGUCUAGGUAAACCUGAUGAGAGGAAACCUAGCCUCAUCACGCCAGAAGAAAAGGCGCCUAGCCCAGUACAUGUUGAUGAGAAAGUACCCAGUCCAGACAAGGUGGAUGAAAAAGAACCAAGCCUGGUUAAGCUUGAUGAGAGAAAACCAAGUCUCAUUUCGUCGGACGAUAAAGCUCCCAGCCCAGUACAUCUCGAUGAGAAAGUACCCAGCCCAGUCAAGCCAGAUGAGAAAGUACCCAGCCCAGUCAAGCCAGAUGACAAAGAACCAAGCCCGGUUAAGCCUGAUGACAGAAAACCAAGUCUCAUUACUUCGGACGAUAAAGCUCCCAGCCCAGUACAUGUCGAUGAGAAAGUACCCAGCCCAGUCAAGCCAGAUGACAAGGAACCUAGUCUAGGUAAACCUGAUGAGAGAAAACCAAGUCUCAUCACGACAGAAGAAAAGGCACCCAGCCCAGUACAUCUCGAUGAGAAAGUACCCAGCCCAGUCAAGCCAGAUGACAAGGAACCUAGUCUAGGUAAACCUGAUGAGAGGAAACCUAGCCUCAUCACGCCAGAAGAAAAGGCUCCCAGCCCAGUACAUCUCGAUGAGAAAGUACCCAGCCCAGUCAAGCCAGAUGAUAAAGAGCCUAGUCCAGUUAAACCUAAUGAGAGGAAACUGAGUCUCAUCACACCAGAAGAAAAAGCGCCUGGCCCAGUACAUCUCGAUGAGAAAGUACCCAGCCCAGUCAAGCCAGAUGACAAAGAGCCUAGUCCAGUUAAGCCUGAUGAUAGAAAACCAAGUCUCAUCACGACAGAAGAAAAGGCACCCAGCCCAGUACAUUUCGAUGAGAAAGUACCUAGCCCAGUCAAGCCAGAUGACAAAGAGCCUAGUCCAGUUAAAUCUGAUGAGAGGAAACCUAGUCUCAUUUCACCAGAAGAAAAGGCUCCCAGCCCAGUACAUCUCGAUGAGAAAGUACCCAGCCCAGUCAAGCCAGAUGACAAGGAACCUAGCCCAGUCAAGCCUGAGGAGAGGAAGCCAAGCCUUAUGACGCCAGAAGAAAAAGCUCCCAGCCCAGUACAUCUCGAUGAGAAAAUACCCAGCCCAGUCAAGCCAGAUGAGAAAGUACCCAGCCCAGUCAAGCCAGAUGACAAGGAACCUAGCCCAGUCAAGCCUGAGGAGAGGAAGCCAAGCCUUACGACGCCAGAAGAAAAAGCUCCCAGCCCAGUACAUCUCGAUGAGAAAAUACCCAGCCCAGUCAAGCCAGAUGAGAAAGUACCCAGCCCAGUUAAGCCAGAUGACAAAGAACGAAGCCCGAUUAAGCCUGAUGACAGAAAACCAAGUCUCAUUACGUCGGACGAUAAAGCUCCCAGCCCAGUACAUCUCGAUGACAAAGUACCCAGCCCAAUCCAGUCAGAUGACAAAGAGCCUAGUCCACUUAAACCUGAUGAGAGGAAACCAAGUCUCAUCACGCCAGAAGAAAAGGCUUCCAGCCUAGUACAUCCAGAUGAGAAAGUACCCAGCCCAGUCAAGGUGGAUGAAAAAGAACCAAGCCCGGUCAAGCCAGAUGACAAAGAACCAAGCCCGGUUAAGCCGGAUGACAGAAAACCAAGUCUUAUUACGUCGGACGAUAAAGCUCCCAGCCCAGUACAUGUCGAUGAGAAAGUACCCAGCCCAGUCAAGCCAGAUGACAAAGAGCCUAGUCCAGUUAAGCCUGAUGAUAGAAAACCAAGUCUCAUCACGACAGAAGAAAAGGCACCCAGCCCAGUACAUCUCGAUGAGAAAGUACCCAGCCCAGUCAAGCCAGAUGACAAGGAACCUAGCCCGGUCAAGCCUGAGGAGAGGAAACCAAGCCUUACGACGCCAGAAGAAAAAGCUCCCAGCCCAGUACAUCUCGAUGAGAAAAUACCCAGCCCAGUCAAGCCAGAUGAGAAAGUACCCAGCCCAAUCAAGCCAGAUGACAAAGAACCAAGCCCGAUUAAGCCUGAUGACAGAAAACCAAGUCUCAUUACGUCGGACGAUAAAGCUCCCAGCCCAGUACAUCUCGAUGACAAAGUACCCAGCCCAAUCCAGUCAGAUGACAAAGAGCCUAGUCCACUUAAACCUGAUGAGAGGAAACCAAGUCUCAUCACGCCAGAAGAAAAGGCUUCCAGCCCAGUACAUCCAGAUGAGAAAGUACCCAGCCCAGUCAAGGUGGAUGAAAAAGAACCAAGCCCGGUUAAGCCUGACGACAGGAAACCAAGUCUCAUUACGUCGGACGAUAAAGCUCCAAGCGCAGUACAUCUCGAUGACAAAAUACCCAGCCCAGUACAUCUAGAUGAAAAGGUACCCAGCCCAGACAAGGUGGAUGAAGAAGAACCAAGCCCGGUUAAGCCUGAUGACGGAAAACCAAGGCUCAUUACUUCGGACGAUAAAGCUCCCAGCCCAGUACUUCUCGAUGAGAAAAUACCCAGCCCAGUCAAGCCAGAUGACAAAGAACCUAGCCCAGUCAAGCCUGAGGAGAGGAAACCAAUCCUUACAAUGCCUGGUGAAAAGGCAUCCAGCCCAGUACAUCUCGACGAGAAAGUACCCAUACCAGUGAAGAUAGAUGACAAAGUAGACGAAAAAGAAUUAAGUCUUUCUGAGACUGAUGAAGACCUUUCUAGCAUUAUAUCUGUAGAAAAAAUUAGCAAAGUACCUGACCAGGACUCUGACAAACUUAUAGAUGACAAAUUUAGUCCAAGUAAAACUUUUGGCAGUGUUGAAGUGGAUAGUCAAAAAUUAGUUGAUAAGGAAGAAAAUGAAGAUGGUUUUAUAGUCAUAGAUAAACAUUCUCUUAAAGACAUACACGUAGCUCCUGAAAGUGAUACUAAAAUAAGCUCGAAGGAGGAAAUUGAAAUAGAAGCGGACGAAAUAAUUGGAACAAUAGUCACCAUCGAUGAAAAAUCAUUAGCAUUCAAAAUUUCUGAUGCCAUUCUCAGCAAAGUUCCUGAAAAAGAACCUAGUCCAGAGAAAGAGGCUCAGAUAACGGAUGAUAUGGAUCAAGGUACUAAUAUCAAAGAUGACCUGCUCCACAGUACAAUAACAAAACAACUUACGGGUUUAAAAGAUGAGGGAGAACAACCCGAUAAUGAAGUACCUAGCCCCGAUCUUGUAUCUGAUGCGAGCCCUAUACAAGACAGUCUUUUGAUGACAAAUAUAGAAAAAGAUGACAUUUACCUAGAAAAAGAUAGCAAACAGAUCGUUUCUGACAAAGAUAUAUAUAUCACCGAGAAAGUAGAAAAAACCCUUGAACAAAUAACCAAUAAAUUGAUAACAGAUAAAACUGAAAUCAAGGAAACUACUGAACACCAUUUACGCACAAGUGAUGAACUGGUUAUCAAUACAAAACAAGACUUGAAGAUGGAACUACAACUCGAUGAAAUCACACCAAAAGAUAUCAUUUCUAACAAACUUGAUAACAAGCAAGUUGAUUUAGAAAAGGAUAUACAUCACAUCAAAGACGAAGAAAAAACAAUCGAUGGUGAGCACCAAGACGUAAAGAUUGACGAUUUGCCUGAUGCGAAGGCACCUAGCCCCGGCAAGCCUGAUGAGAAAAUGUCUAGCCCAGUCAAGCCUGAUGAGAAAGUGCCUAGCCCAGUCAAGCCAGAUGACAAAGAAACUGCAGAUGACAACCUUGUUGAGAAAACGCCAAGCCCAGCUAAGCCUGAUGAGGAAGCACCCAGCCCUAUCAAGGCUGAUGAGAAAGUGUCUGCAGAUAACAAGCUUGAUGCAAAAGCACACAGCCCAGUCAAGCCUGACGAGAAGGCACCCAGCCCUAUCAAGGCUGAUGAGAAGAAGACUCCAGAUGACAAGCUAGAUGAAAAGGCACCUAGCCCAGUCAAGCCUGAUGAGAAAGCACCCAGCCCUAUCAAGAGUGAUGAGAAAGUGUCUGCAGUUGACAAGCUUGACGAGAAAGCGCCUAGCUCAGAUAAGCCUGAUAAAGAAGCAUCUAGCCCAGUCAAACCUGAUGAGAAGGUGGCUAGCCGAGUCAAGCCUGAUCUCAAAGAAACUACGGCUGACAAGCUAGAUGAAAAAGUACCUAGCCCAAUCAAGCCUGACGAGAAGGCACACAGCCCUAUCAAGGCUGCUGAGAAAGCGACUAGCCCAGCUAGGCUUAAUGACAAAGCACCCAGCCCAGUCAAACUUGAUGAGAAGGUAGCUAGCCCAGUCAAGCCUGAUGAGAAGGCACCCAGCCCAGUUAAACUUGAUGAGAAGGAAAUAGUUGACGACAAGCUUGACGAGGAGAUGGCUAGCCCAGCUAAGCCUGAUGCAAAAACACCCAGCCUAAUCAAACCUGAUGAAAAAGCACCCAGCCCAGUCCAGCCUGUUGAGAAGACACCCAGCCCUGUGAAGGCUGAUGAAGAGACACCUAGCGCCGUCAAGCCUAAUGAAGAAGCACCCAUUUCAGUCAAGCCUGAUACGGCAUCACCUAGCCCUGUCAAAGUGGAUGAGAAGGAAACUGCAGAUGACAAGAUUGACGAAAAAGUACCUAGUCCAGCAAAGCUUGAUGAGAAGGUACGCAGCCCAGUAAAGUUUGAUGCAAUGAAGACUGUAGAUAGCAAGCAACAGAAAGUACCUAGUUCCUUCAAAUCUGAUGAUAAGCCCGCAUCUGACACGGUUGAUGAAAAAGAGCCCAUAGGUGACCAAUUUAGUGAAAUGACGCUCAGUACAGACAGGACCGAUGAAAAAAUUAUAAAACCAGUAAAACUUGACUUGAUCUCUAGUUUUAAACCAAGUCCAGCUGAAUCAGAUGAAGAAGUUCUCAGUCCCGCUUUAGUGGAGGACACUGAGCCACUUACGAAAAAUUUUGAUAUCUUCGAAAAGCAAAUUUCGGAACAUCUUGAAUCUGGUCUCGAUAUUUCUGUAGAUAAAGGUUUGUCUUUAUUAGGAAGUGAUACAAUAAACACUAUUGAUGAAAUAGAAAUUGAGGAACAGCUUAAUGGCUUUGAACCAAUAGGUGAAACAGAAGAAGAUACAACAUCACAAGUAGUAACAGUCACCGAACGUGGUAUUAUCAUAAUUAGAAAAACAACAAUAACAACUGUAAUACAGGAAUAUACUAAUAUAAAUAAGACAGUGUUCAAAUACAAAAUAACAGUAAUUUCAUUAGAGGCCGAUGAACUACCCGAUGGCACAAAAUUUAGUAGAACGUUUAAAGAAGUUUCUGUUGCAGACACAAAACCUAAAAAGAGUAUGGUUAAAAUUGAAGUAAAGGAGCCAACGCCAGUUACAGAUAUCAACCUCUUAUUGCCCAGCCCUGAUACAUAUGAUGGUACAGAACAUAGCCCAGUGGAAUCUAUUACUAAAGCACCUAGUCCAGUUAAGGCAGACGAGAAGGCACCCAGUCCAACCAAGCCUGACGAGAAGGUACCCAGCCCAGUAAAGACUGAUGAGAAGGCACCCAGCCCAGUCAAGCCCGAUGAAAAGGCGCAGAGCCCAGUCAAAGCCGAUGAGAAGGCACAUAGCCCUGUUAAGGAAGAUGAGAAGGCACCCAGUCUAAUCAAGCCUGACGAGAAGGCACCGAGCCCAGUUGAGCUGGAUGAGAAAACACCCAGCCCAGUCAAGACUGACGAGAAAGCACCGAGCCCAGUUAAGCCGGAUGAGAAAGUGGCUAGCCAAGUCAAGCCUCAUGACAAAGAAAUUGCACAUGACAAGCUGGAUGAAAAAGCACCCAGCCCAGUUAUACCUGACGAAAAGGCACCCAGUCCAGUCAAGCCUAAAGAAAAGACACCGAGCCCAGUCAAGUUUGAUGGGAAAGCACCCAGCCUAGUCAAGCCUGAUAUGAAGGCACCAAGCCCAGUCAAGCCAGAUGAGGAGACACCCAGCCCUGUCAAGCCUGAUGACAAGGCACCUAGCCCUGUUAAGGCAGAUGAAAAGGCACCCAGUCCAACCAAGCCUGACGAGAAGGCACCCAGCACUAGCCCAGUUAAGGCAGAUGAGAAGGCACCCAGUCCAAUUCAGCCUGACGAGAAGGCACCCAGUCCAAUCAAGCCUGACGAGAAGGCACCCAGUCCAAUCAAGCCUGACGACAAGGCAUCUAGCCCAGUUAAGGCAGAUGAGAAGGCACCUAGUCCAACCAAGCCUGACGAGAAGGCACCAAGCCCAGUUGAGCUGGAUGAGAAGGCACCCAGUCCAAUCAAGCCUGACGAGCAGGCCAAGCCUGACGAGAAGGCACCCAGUCCAACCAAGCCUGACGACAAGGCACCUAGCCCAGUUAAGGCAGAUGAGAAGGCACCUAGUCCAACCAAGCCUGACGAGAAGGCACCAAGCCCAGUUGAGCCGGAUGAGAAGGCACCCAGUCCAAUCAAGCCUGACGACAAGGCACCUAGCCCAGUUAAGGCAGAUGAGAAGGUACCCAGUCCAAUCAAGCCUGAAGAGCCGGUCAAGCCUGACGAGAAGGCACCCAGUCCAAUUCAGCCUGACGCCAAGGCACCUAGCCCCGUUAAGGCAGAUGAGAAGGCACCCAGUCCAACCAAGCCUGACGAGAAGGCACCGAGCCCAGUUGAGCCGGAUGAGAAAACACUCAGUCCAACCAAGCCUGACGAGAAGGCACCUAGCCCAGUUAAGGCAGAUGAGAAAACACUCAGUCCAAUCAAGCCUGACGAGAAGGCACCGAGCCCAGUUGAGCCGGAUGAGAAGGCACCUAGCCCAGUUAAGGGAGAUGAGAAGGUACCCAGUCCAAUCAAGCCUGACGACAAGGCACCUAGCCCAGUUAAGGCAGAUGAGAAGGUACCCAGUCCAAUCAAGCCUGAAGAGCCGGUCAAGCCUGACGAGAAGGCACCCAGUCCAAUUCAGCCUGACGACAAGGCACCUAGCCCCGUUAAGGCAGAUGAGAAGGCACCCAGUCCAAUCAAGCCUGACGAGAAGGCAUCUAGCCCAGUUGAGCCGGAUGAGAAAACACUCAGUCCAACCAAGCCUGACGAGAAGGCACCGAGCCCAGUUGAGCCGGAUGAGAAAACACUCAGCCCAGUCAAGCCUGACGACAAGGCACCUAGCCCAGUUAAGGCGGAUGAGAAGACACCCAGUCCGAUCAAGCCUGACGAGAAGGCACCUAGCCCAGUUGAGCCGGAUGAGAAAACACCCAGCCCAAUCAAGCCUGACGACAAGGCACCUAACCUUGUUAAGGCAGAUGAGAAGGUACCCAGUCCAAUCAAGCCUGAAGAGCCGGUCAAGCCUGACGAGAAGGCACCCAGUCUAAUCAAACCUGACGAGAAGGCACCGAGCCAAGUUAAGGCAGAUGAGAAGGCACCUAGUCCAACCAAGCCUGACGAGAAGGCACCGAGCCCAGUUGAGCCGGAUGAGAAGGCACCCAGUCCAAUCAAGCCUGACGAGAAGGCACCUAGCCCAGUUAAGGCAGAUGAGAAGGCACCCAGUCCAAUUCAGCCUGACGAGAAGGCACCGAGCCUUGUUAAGGCCGAUGAGAAGGCACCCAGUCUUAUCAAGCUUGAAGAGCCGGUCAAGACUGUCGAGGAGGCACCCAGUUCAAUCAAGCCUGACGAGAAGGCAUCUAGCCCAGUUGAGCCGGAUGAGAAGGCACCCAGCCCAAUCAAGCCUGACGAGAAGGCAUCUAGCCCAGUUGAGCCGGAUGAGAAGGCACCCAGCCCAAUCAAGCCUGACGACAAGGCACCUAGCCUUGUUAAGACCGAUGAGAAACCAGUCCAAUCAAGCUUGACGAGAAGCCCAGUCAUAGCUGACGAGAAGGCACCUAGCCCCGUUAAGGCAGAUGAGAAGGCACCCAGUCCAAUCAAGCUUGACGAGAAGGCACCGAGCCCAGUUGAGCCGGAUGAGAAGGCACCCAGCCCAAUCAAGCCUGACGACAAGGCACCUAGCCUUGUUAAGACCGAUGAGAAGACACCCAGUCCAAUCAAGCUUGACGAGAAGGCACCGAGCCCAGUUAAGGCAGAUGAGAAGGUACCCAGUCCAAUCAAGCCUGAAGAGCCGGUCAAGCCUGACGAGAAGGCACCCAGUCCAAUUCAGCCUGACGACAAGGCACCUAGCCCCGUUAAGGCAGAUGAGAAGGCACCCAGUCCAAUCAAGCCUGACGAGAAGGCAUCUAGCCCAGUUGAGCCGGAUGAGAAAACACUCAGUCCAACCAAGCCUGACGAGAAGGCACCGAGCCCAGUUGAGCCGGAUGAGAAAACACUCAGCCCAGUCAAGCCUGACGACAAGGCACCUAGCCCAGUUAAGGCGGAUGAGAAGACACCCAGUCCGAUCAAGCCUGACGAGAAGGCACCUAGCCCAGUUGAGCCGGAUGAGAAAACACCCAGCCCAAUCAAGCCUGACGACAAGGCACCUAACCUUGUUAAGGCAGAUGAGAAGGUACCCAGUCCAAUCAAGCCUGAAGAGCCGGUCAAGCCUGACGAGAAGGCACCCAGUCUAAUCAAACCUGACGAGAAGGCACCGAGCCAAGUUAAGGCAGAUGAGAAGGCACCUAGUCCAACCAAGCCUGACGAGAAGGCACCGAGCCCAGUUGAGCCGGAUGAGAAGGCACCCAGUCCAAUCAAGCCUGACGAGAAGGCACCUAGCCCAGUUAAGGCAGAUGAGAAGGCACCCAGUCCAAUUCAGCCUGACGAGAAGGCACCGAGCCUUGUUAAGGCCGAUGAGAAGGCACCCAGUCUUAUCAAGCUUGAAGAGCCGGUCAAGACUGUCGAGGAGGCACCCAGUUCAAUCAAGCCUGACGAGAAGGCAUCUAGCCCAGUUGAGCCGGAUGAGAAGGCACCCAGCCCAAUCAAGCCUGACGAGAAGGCAUCUAGCCCAGUUGAGCCGGAUGAGAAGGCACCCAGCCCAAUCAAGCCUGACGACAAGGCACCUAGCCUUGUUAAGACCGAUGAGAAGACACCCAGUCCAAUCAAGCUUGACGAGAAGGUACCGAGCCCAGUUGAGCCGGAUGAGAAAACACUCAGCCCAGUCAUAGCUGACGAGAAGGCACCUAGCCCCGUUAAGGCAGAUGAGAAGGCACCCAGUCCAAUCAAGCUUGACGAGAAGGCACCGAGCCCAGUUGAGCCGGAUGAGAAGGCACCCAGCCCAAUCAAGCCUGACGACAAGGCACCUAGCCUUGUUAAGACCGAUGAGAAGACACCCAGUCCAAUCAAGCUUGACGAGAAGGCACCGAGCCCAGUUGAGCCGGAUGAGAAAACACCCAGCCCAGUCAAGACUGAUGACAAGGCACCUAGCCCUGUUAAGGCAGAUGAAAAGGUACCUAGUCCAAUCAAGCCUGACGAGAAGCCACCUAGCCUUGUUAAGGCAGAUGAGAAGGCAGCCAGUCUAAUCAAGCCUGAAGAGCCGGUCAAGCCUGACGAGAAGGCACCCAGUCCAAUCAAGCCUGACGACAAGGCAUCUAGCCCAGUUGAGCCGGAUAAGAUGGCACUCAGCCCAGUCAAGACUGACGAGAAGGCACCUAGCUCAGUUAAGGCAGAUGAGAAGGCACCCAGUCCAAUCAAGCCUGACGACAAGGCACCUAGCCCAGUUAAGGGAGAUGAGAAGGCACCCAGUCCAAUUCAGCCUGACGAGAAGGCACCGAGCCUUGUUAAGGCCGAUGAGAAGGCACCCAGUCUUAUCAAGCUUGAAGAGCCGGUCAAGCCUGUCGAGAAGGCACCCAGUCCAAUCAAGCCUGACGACAAGGCACCGAGCCCAGUUGAGCCGGAUGAGAAAACACCCAGCCCAAUCAAGCCUGACGACAAGGCACCUAGCCCCGUCAAGGCAGAUGAGAAGGCACCCAGUCCAACCAAGCCUGACGAGAAGGCACCCAGUCCAACCAAGCCUGACGAGAAGGCACCCAGUCCAAUCAAGCCUGACGAGAAGGCACCGAGCCCAGUUGAGCCGGAUGAUAAAACACCCAGCCCAAUCAAGCCUGACGACAAGGCACCUAGCGCAGUUAAGGCAGAUGAGAAGGCACCCAGUCCAAUCAAGCCUGACGAGAAGGUACCCAGCCCAGUAAAGACUGAUGAGAAGGCACCCAGCCCAGUCAAGCCCGAUGAAAAGGCGCAGAGCCCAGUCAAAGCCGAUGAGAAGGCACAUAGCCCUGUUAAGGAAGAUGAGAAGGCACCCAGUCUAAUCAAGCCUGACGAGAAGGCACCGAGCCCAGUUGAGCUGGAUGAGAAAACACCCAGCCCAAUCAAGCCUGACGACAAGGCACCUAGCCCAGUUAAGGCAGAUGAGAAGGCACCCAGUCCAAUCAAGCCUGACGAGAAGGUACCCAGCCCAGUAAAGACUGAUGAGAAGGCACCCAGCCCAGUCAAGCCCGAUGAAAAGGCGCAGAGCCCAGUCAAAGCCGAUGAGAAGGCACAUAGCCCUGUUAAGGAAGAUGAGAAGGCACCCAGUCUAAUCAAGCCUGACGAGAAGGCACCGAGCCCAGUUGAGCCGGAUGAGAAAACACCCAGCCCAGUCAAGCCUGACGACAAGGCACCUAGCGCAGUUAAGGCAGAUGAGAAGGCACCCAGUCCAAUCAAGCCUGACGAGAAGGCACCGAGCCCAGUUGAGCCGGAUGAGAAAACACUCAGCCCAAUCAAGCCUGACGAGAAGGCACCGAGCCCAGUUGAGCCGGAUGAGAAAACACCCAGCCCAAUCAAGCCUGACGACAAGGCACCUAGCCCAGUUAAGGCAGAUGAGAAGGCACCCAGUCUAAUCAAGCCUGACGAGAAGGCACCGAGCCCAGUUGAGUCGGAUGAGAAAACACUCAGCCCAGUCAAGGCUGACGAGAAGGCACCUAGCCCCGUUAAGGCAGACGAGAAGGCACCCACUCCAAUCAAGCCUGACGAGAAGGCACCGAGCCCAGUUGAGCCGGAUGAGAAAACGCUCAGCCCAGUCAAGGCUGACGACAAGGCACCUAGCCCCGUUAAGGCAGAUGAGAAGGCACCCAGUCCAACCAUACCUGACGAGAAGGCACUUAGCCCAGUUGAGCCGGAUGAGAAAACACUCAGCCCAGUCAAGACUGACGAGAAGGCACCUAGCCCCGUUAAGGCAGACGAGAAGGCACCCAGUCCAAUCAAGCCUGACGAGAAGGCACCGAGCCCAGUUGAGCCGGAUGAGAAAACACUCAGCCCAGUCAUGGCUGACGAGAAGGCACCUAGCCCCGUUAAGGCAGAUGAGAAGGCACCCAGUCCAAUCAAGCCUGACGAGAAGGCACCGAGCCCAGUUGAGCCGGAUGAGAAAACACUCAGCCCAGUCAAGGCUGACGAGAAGGCACCUAGCCCAGUUGAGCCGGAUGAGAAAACACUCAGCCCAGUCAAGGCUGACGAGAAGGCACCUAGCCCCGUUAAGGCAGAUGAGAAGGCACCUAGUCCAAUCAAGCCUGACGAGAAGGCACCGAGCCCAGUUGAGCCGGAUGAGAAAACACUCAGCCCAGUCAUGGCUGAUGAGAAGGCACCUAGCCUUAAGGCCGAUGAGAAGGCACCGAGUCCAACCAAGCCUGACGAGAAGGCACCCAGUCCAAGCAAGCCUGACGAGAAGGCACCCAGCCUAAUCAAGCCUGACGACAAGGCACCUAGCCUUGUUAAGACCGAUGAGAAGACACCCAGUCCAAUCAAGCUUGACGAGAAGGUACCGAGCCCAGUUGAGCCGGAUGAGAAAACACUCAGCCCAGUCAUAGCUGACGAGAAGGCACCUAGCCCCGUUAAGGCAGAUGAGAAGGCACCCAGUCCAAUCAAGCUUGACGAGAAGGCACCGAGCCCAGUUGAGCCGGAUGAGAAGGCACCCAGCCCAAUCAAGCCUGACGACAAGGCACCUAGCCUUGUUAAGACCGAUGAGAAGACACCCAGUCCAAUCAAGCUUGACGAGAAGGUACCGAGCCCAGUUGAGCCGGAUGAGAAAACACUCAGCCCAGUCAUAGCUGACGAGAAGGCACCUAGCCCCGUUAAGGCAGAUGAGAAGGCACCCAGUCCAAUCAAGCUUGACGAGAAGGCACCGAGCCCAGUUGAGCCGGAUGAGAAGGCACCCAGUCCAACCAAGCCUGACGAGAAGGCACCCAGUCCAACCAAGCCUGACGAGAAGGCACCCAGUCCAAUCAAGCCUGACGAGAAGGCACCGAGCCCAGUUGAGCCGGAUGAUAAAACACCCAGCCCAAUCAAGCCUGACGACAAGGCACCUAGCGCAGUUAAGGCAGAUGAGAAGGCACCCAGUCCAAUCAAGCUUGACGAGAAGGCACCGAGCCCAGUUGAGCCGGAUGAGAAGGCACCCAGCCCAAUCAAGCCUGACGACAAGGCACCUAGCCUUGUUAAGACCGAUGAGAAGACACCCAGUCCAAUCAAGCUUGACGCACCGAGCCCAGUUGAGCCGGAUGAGAAAACACCCAGCCCAGUCAAGACUGAUGACAAGGCACCUAGCCCUGUUAAGGCAGAUGAAAAGGUACCUAGUCCAAUCAAGCCUGACGAGAAGCCACCUAGCCUUGUUAAGGCAGAUGAGAAGGCAGCCAGUCUAAUCAAGCCUGACGACAAGGCAUCUAGCCCAGUUGAGCCGGAUAAGAUGGCACUCAGCCCAGUCAAGACUGACGAGAAGGCACCUAGCUCAGUUAAGGCAGAUGAGAAGGCACCCAGUCCAACCAUACCUGACGAGAAGGCACCGAGCCCAGUUGAGCCGGAUGAGAAAACACCCAUCCCAAUCAAGCCUGACGACAAGGCACCUAGCCCAGUUAAGGCAGAUGAGAAGGCACCCAGUCUAAUCAAGCCUGACGACAAGGCACCUAGCCCAGUUAAGGCAGAUGAGAAGGCACCCAGUCUAAUCAAGCCUGACGAGAAGGUACCGAGCCCAGUUGAGCCGGAUGAGAAAACACUCAGCCCAGUCAUGGCUGACGAGAAGGCACCCAGUUCAACCAAGCCUGACGAGAAGGCACCCAGUCCAACCAAGCCUGACGAGAAGGCACCCACUCCAAUCAAGCCUGACGAGAAGGCACCGAGCCCAGUUGAGCCGGAUGAGAAGGCACCCAGCCCAAUCAAGCCUGACGACAAGGCACCUAGCUCAGUUAAGGCAGAUGAGAAGGCACCCAGUCCAACCAAGCCUGACGAGAAGGCACCGAGCCCAGUUGAGCCGGAUGAGAAGGCACCCAGCCCAAUCAAGCCUGACGACAAGGCACCUAGCUCAGUUAAGGCAGAUGAGAAGGCACCCAGUCCAACCAAGCCUGACGAGAAGGCACCGAGCCCAGUUGAGCCGGAUGAGAAAACACUCAGCCCAGUCAAGACUGACGAGAAGGCACAUAGCCCCGUUAAGGCAGAUGAGAAGGCACCCAGUCUAAUCAAGCCUGAAGAGCCGAUCAAGCCUGAAGAUAAGGCACCUAGCCUAGUUGAGCUGGAUGAGAAAACACCCAGCCCAGUCAAGACUGAUGAGAAGACACUCAGCCCAGUCAAACCUGACGACGAAGAAGUAGUGGAUGACAAGCUUGAGGAGAAGGUGCCUGGUCCAACCAAACCUGAUGAAAAGGCAUCCACACCAGUCAAGGCUGAUGAAAAGGCUCCUAGCCCAGUUAAGGCAGAUAAGAUAACACCCAGUCCGGUCAAGACUGAUGAGAAGGCACCCAGUCCAAUUAAGCCUGACGAGAAGGCACCGAGCUUAGUUGAGCCGGAUGAGGAAACACCCAGUCUGGUCAUGACUGAUGAGAAGGCACCGAGUCCAGUCAAACCUGACGACGAAGAAGUGGUGGAUGACAAGCUUAAGGAGAAGGUAUCCACACCAGUCAAGGCUGAUGAAAAGGCACCCAGCCGCGUCACGCCUGAUGAAAAAGCACCCAGCCCAGUCAAGACUGAUGAGAAGGCACCCAGUCGAAUAAUCAAGCCUGACGAGAGGGCACCUAGUCCAGUUAAGGCAGAUCAGAAGGCACCCAGUCCAAUCAAGCCUGACGAGAAGGCACCGAGCCCAGUUGAGCCGGAUGAGAAAACACCCAGCCCAAUCAAGCCUGACGACAAGGCACCUAGCGCAGUUAAGGCAGAUGAGAAGGCACCCAGUCCAAUCAAGCUUGACGAGAAGGCACCGAGCCCAGUCCAACCUGAUGAGAUGAUGGCUAGCUCAAUCAUGCCUGAUUACAAACCAAUUGUGGAUGAUGUACUUGAAGAGAAAGCACCUAGUGCACCCAAACCUGAUGAGGAAGCACCCAGCCCAGUCAAGCCAGAUUACAUAAAACCUGUAGCUGAUAUGUUUGAUGAGAAGUUAGUCAGCUCUCUCAAGUUCCAUGACAAAGAGGAGACUUCUUUCAAAUCAGAAGAGAAGUCAUUGGAUAAAGGAAAACUAGACAAUGGAGAUAUAAGUCCAAGCAUUUCUGUACAAGAAGUAGCUUAUUCAUUCUUGGAUGAUGCAGAACUUGAAGAAAGACUGAAAGAUUUUAAGCCCAUGGGAGACUCGGAAGAAAAAACUGUAACGCAGUAUUUGACGGUUACUGAAAGAGGUGUUGUAAUUGUUAGGACUUUUAUAAUUACUUCCAUUGUUCAGAAGUACUAUAGCAUUACUAGAACUACAAUAAUUUACAAAAUAGUGAUUAACACUAUUGAAGAAGACGAGCUGCCAGAUGGUACUAAAGUCAGGCGUACAUACAAAAAAACUACGUUGAGUGAUACUAAGCCCAGUGUUGAACAACUUUUGCAGCUUUGUUCUCUUCAAAUGAUUGACGAAGAACAACAUAAAGAAACACAGGAAAUUGUGAAGAAAGUAAUAAAACCUGUAGAAUUAGGUGUCAUUUCAGAUCUACCGACACCAAUUCCCAAAGAGUCAAGCGCCGUAAAAGACGGUGACUUCUCUAUUGCAUUGAAACCAGGUGGAAAAGAGCCAAAAUCUGUUACACCUAGCGAGAAGGCUGACAAAAAAGAUAUAAGCCCCACAAAGGCUAUUGAGAAAGCAUCUUUUCCAAUCAAGCUUGAAGACGACGAACACACAACUGAUAAGCUUGACGAUAUUGUGCUCAGCCCAGUCAAGUCUGAAGGGAAGGCACCCAGCUCCAUAAGUGACCAGUUUGAUAAGAAGGCACCUGGCUCGGCCAAGCCUGAUGAUAAAGCGCCCAGCCCUACAAGUGACAAGCUUGAUACGAAGAUUGAUGAAAAGGUACCCAUCCCAGUCAAACCUGAAGAAAUGAAACCUAGCUCAAUCAUAUAUGAACAGGAAGAGCCCACACAUUCUAAGUCUGAUGAGAAGGCGAUCAGCCCUGUUAAGUCAGAUGUCAAAACACUACCAACUAAACCUGGUGAGGAUGCUUCCAGCAAAAUGAAAUAUGACGACAAGGUUUCAAGUCCAGAAAAACAUGACGUGGCGCCUAGCCUAAUCAAGUCUCCUAGUCCUGGUGAGAAAGUUCCAAGCGAAAUCGAUUACGAUGACAAAGCGCCUAUUCCAACGAAACCUGAUGAGAAGUUGGACAAAUUACCUAUUACAGAAACAGGAGUAGAUGUUGUAGAUGAUGAAGAUUUUGAAUCAAUUAGUAGACCCAUAGAAGACAGCACUACAAAAACCGAAAUAGUUACUGAAGACGGUGCAAUGAUUCAGAGAAAGAUCACUGUCACCACCACUACACAAGAAUUCAUCAACACAGCCCGAACUGUUAAGCGUAUCAAAACGACAAUUAGAACCGUAGUAGAAGAUGAGCAUCCAGAUGGUUCUGUCAUCAAGAAAACUAGUGAAAAAAUAACAUUAGCGGAUGAAAGUAUUGCAGAGGCAACAGAUGAUACUGAUGAUACCGACAAUGCAAAGAUUGAAGAAAUUCUUAGCAAUCUUACUCCAUCAGAACCAGAAAUCAUCGAAGACGUUAAAAUUGAAGAAAUCAUUGAAAAUAAAAUCAUAAUACAGAGAACUAUUGUUACUAAGAUCAUUAAAACAAAGUACUCCGACAUUCGUGGUUUACCACACAAAGUGAAAAUAGAAACUAUUGUAACUACAAGUGAUAAAUAUCCUGAUGGAACAACAAAAACGACUGUCGAUACAAGUAUUACAAUUACAAACUUUAGCAUUGAAGAACAUCUAACAAAACUUAAAUCACACCCCGAGGAAAGCACUGUUAGCAAACUGAAACCAGUCACGCCUGAUGAGAAAGCAGCUAGGCCAGCCAUGCCUGAUGAAAAGGCACCUAGCCCAGUCAAACUCGAUGAGAAGGUACCUAGCCCAGUCAAACCUGAUGAGAAACCACCUAGUCCAGCCAAAUCUGAUGAGAAACCACCUAGUCUAGUCAAGCCUGAUGAGAAAGCACCUAGCUCAGUCAAAUCUGAUGAGGUAGGAUCUAGCCCAACCAAGCUUGAUGAUAAGGCGCCUAGCCCAACUAAGUCCGAUGAGAAAGCACCUAGUUCAAUCAAGCCUGAUGAGAAGCCACCUAGCCCAGUCAAGGCUGAUGAGAAGCUACGUAGCCCAAUUGAGCAUGAGGAGAAAGUAGCUAGCCCAGUCAAGCCUGAUAAAAAGUCACCUAGCCCAGUCAAGCCUGAUGGGAAGGCACUUAGCCCAGUCAAGCCCGAUGAGAAGGCACUUAGCCUAGUCAAGUCUGAUGAGAAGGCACCCAGGUCAGACAAGCCUGAUAAGAAAGCACCUAGCACAGUCAAAUUAGAUGAGGAAGCACCUAGCCCAACCAUGCUUGAUGGUAAGGUGCCUAGCACAAUUAAGCCUGAUGAGAAGUCACCUAGCCCUGUCAAACCUGAUGAGAAAGCACCUAGCCCAGCCAAGUCCGAUGAGAAAGCAACAAGCCCAGUCAAGCCUGAUGAAAAGGCACCUAGCCCAACUAAGCCAGAUGAGCAAACACCUAGCCCAGUUAAGCCCAACGAGGAAGUAUUCAGUCCGGGCAAGCUACUUGAGAAGGAGCCAAAAUCUGAUAGUGAAAAGGAUCGACGAUUAGAAAAGAUUGAAGGUUCUACAAAGGAAAUGCAAAGAAAAUCCAAAGAUGAUGAAAAGGACAUUGAUGAAAAGGAAUAUCUUGAUGAACCUACUCUUAUUACAAGUGGUAAGAUGAUACCUGAGAAAGAGAUUUCACCCAAAAUUGAGGAUAUAACAGAUCAUACUGUUGAUGAUGAAAUCGUUCCAAAAUCUAUUAAUAUAACAGAAACAAAAUUAGACGAGCAUCCAAUAGAUGAAAAAGUGGACAUUCUUGAUGUAGACACGGAUGAAAAGGAAAUUUACGAAGAUGGUGAGUCAGUAAGUGAAGAUAGUCAAGUAUUAGAAAAAGUUGAUGAUAAGCACAUUUCGGUUACAACAACAAAGAUGCAGUCCCUAAUUAGUCAAUCUGAAGAAAUGCUGAAACAAGAAAAAAUGGCUAUAUCUCAGUCACAUCACACAAUUAAGCCUCACGAUAUCAAAAAGAGAUCUAUCGUGGAUGAAAAAUACACACAAGAAAUGAUUGAGAGCACAAUAGAUACUCACACUCCUAUUCCACAUGGCAGCAGCUCUGAAGAUGUAUCUAGAGAAACGAGCCUUGAAGAAAAAUAUAGUUUCGAAGGUACUGAAAAAUCAGAAAAGAAAUCCCUUAAAGAUAAGUUAUAUUCUGAUGAAACAUUAAGUCAUAAAGUAGAUUCAUUAACUAUUGAUGACUCAGUUACUUCAACGUUGAAGGAUACGGAUUCCACAAGAGUUCAUGAUGACAAAACUCAAGAACUCGGAUCACCUAAGGAUGAAAUUCCUUUAUCUGAAGCAUCUGAUUCAGGAGUUCAUAGUAUACCGACAGAUUUAGGACCAAGUGACGAAAAAUUUGUGGUGCAAGCAAUGAAAGAUAGUGCUGUGCAUCUUAUGGAAUCUAUACAUAAGGCAUUUGAAGAAGAUACUGUGCAACAAGGAAUCAAGACUGAAAGCAUUGAAUCCUUAGUCAGGGUAUCUACUCCCCCAACAGUUCCAGUAAGUCCGCUUCCUAAAACUCCUAGUAGCUUCCAAGAUGUGAAGAUUAGUGAUGGAGUUCAAAGUGAGGUUACAUAUGACAAGUCUGAUGGCAGUGAAGAAACUAUUACAAAAGUGGUCCAUGUAGGAGAUGACGUACUCACACAAAGAAUUUCAACAUCAACUGAAAAGGUACCCAAAAAGACUACAACCCUAGCAGACGAUGAAUCGGAUCUCUUAUCUCUGAUGCAAAAUGUAGGAAAAAUCAAAACUGAAACUGAUACUGUAACAAAGAUUAUCAAAGAAGGUGAAAAUGUUGUAACACAGACUAUAACUACCGUGACUACUAAAGAAGUAAUCUCAAGAGAAGAUGGGACACCUCAAAACAUUAAGACCACUAUAGAAACUACAACACUUAGCAAAGGAUCUGAUGGUUCUACAACUACAACAAAAGACACACAAACAUUACUAUCAGAAUGUUCUUCCAGCCUUAGAUCUACCUCAUCAAUGGAUUUAUAUGCAAAAGAUAGAUUAGACAAAGAUUAUUUGGAAAACGAAGAAAAGUUUGAAAUUCGUGAUUUGACUGAUAAACGCGAGUCUUCCGUACCUAAAGAUGUAGAAUCUCUCAAAUCCUUUUUAAGUGAGACUGAUGAAUCAGACGACAAUGUUGAAGAUACAAUUAUUGAUACGGAUGUUAGUAAACGAGUAAUUAAAGAAAAUAACAAAGACGUUAUGGAAACUGUAACAACAACAACUAAAAAGGAAACAAUCAAGGUCAGUGACACCAAAAAAUUGAUUCGAACAACAAUUGAAACAAAUGUCACAAAAGAACAUCCUGAUGGUUCAAAAGAUGUUCAGAAAAACGUUGAAGUUAAGACUGAAGAAAUUAUUUUAGAUUCUAGCAGUAAUUUAGAUAACAUUCUUAGCGAAUUUGUAAUUUGUGGUGAACCUGAAGAAAGUGUUACAUCCAAAACAGAGGAAAUUAAACAAGAAACCUUUACCAUAAGACGUACAAUUGUCACAAGAGUAGUUAAAAUCAAAUAUGCAAAUAAACAAGGUGUACCCAAAAAACUCAAGACUGACACAACUAUUACCACCACAGACGAUUACCCUGAUGGAUCAUCUCGCACUAAAGUAGAUAGUAGUACAUCACUGACCGAUAUUGACGUAGAACCCGUAGAAACCCUUGAGCUCCAGGGCAUGGUUUUAGUUGAAGACAAAUCAGUUGAAAGUGAUCAGUGCGAAAAAAGUAUUACUAUUAAUGGAAGAAAUGCUUUGCAAAUUAUAACAACUACAACAACAAAGGAAAUUUUGAGUAAUAUUGAUAGAACUAAGAGAAAGCUCAAGACCACCGUUGAAACUGUGACAGAAACUAUGCUUCCCGACAGUACUACAGAAGUUACGAAGGACGUCAAAGUUUCUGUUUCAGAUAUCGGUAUAGAUGCUGUAGAUGAAAGUCUCGAAGGCUUUGAAUCAAUUGGCAAACCCAUGGAAGACACCACUACAGAAACCGAAAUCGUUACUGAAGACGGUGCGAUUAUAAAAAGAAAGACAACUAUUACCACGACUACACAAGAAUUCAUCAACACAGCCCGAACUGUUAAGCGUAUCAAAACGACAAUCAGAACCGUAGUAGAAGAUGAGCAUCCAGAUGGUUCUGUCAUCAAGAAAACUAGUGAAAAAAUAACGUUAGCGGAUGAAAGUAUCGUAGAGGCAACAGAUGAUACUGAUGAUGCCGACGAUGCAAAGAUUGAAGAAAUUCUCAACAGUUUUACUCCAUCAGAACCUGAAAUCACCGAAGAUGUUAAAACUGAAGAAAUUUCUGAAAAUAAAAUCAUAAUACAGAGAACUAUUGUAACUAAAAUCAUUAAAACAAAGUACUCUGACAGUCGUGGUGUGCCACACAAAAUUAAAACAGAAACUAUUGUAACUACAAGUGAUAAAUAUCCUGAUGGAACAACAAAGAUGACUGUCAAUACAAGUAUCACAAUCACAGACGUUAGCAUCGAAGAACAACUAACAAAACAGAAAAUAUUGGGUAAACCCAAAGUAGCUGACAAGUCUCCUAUGGAAGAGGAAACGCCAAUACAUGACGAUGAAAGCUCUUCGGAAAGCAGCAAAGUGGAUUCCGCUCUAAAAGAAUUUAUUUCUGUAGGUGAACCUGAAAUAAGUGAAUCUAGCGAGUCCGUUGAUGUUAAAGAGAAAGAUAUAAUCAUUAAGAGGACCAUUGUAACCAAAAUAAUCAAAACGAAAUAUUCUGAUAAACAAGGUAAUCUCAGAAAACUCAAGACUGUUACGAUUCUCACUACAACUGAUAAGUAUCCAGAUGGUUCAGCUCGUACAAUUGUUGAAAGUAGCACUUCCGUUACCGAUAUAGAAGUUGAAACUGCAGAUGAUGUUGACGGUUUUGAUCCCACUGGAGAACCAAUCGAAGACACCACUACUGAAACCAAAACUGUAACCGAAGACGGUGUUACUAUAAAAAGAAAAAUAACUAUCACUACAACUGUACAAGAGUAUACUAACGGAGAACAAAACAUUAAACGAACUAAAACAACAGUAAGGACAGUAAUAGAAGAUGAACAUCCCGACGGGUCUGUUGUCACUAGAGCUAGUGAAAAGAUCUCAUUAGUAGACGAAACUCUUAAGGCUCACGAACCUACUGCUGAGGAACAGGCUGAAAUGAAAAAGUUAGAAGCUGCACUUAAAGAUUUAUCUCCCUCAGGUGAACCUGAAAUAAGUGAAGAUAUAGAUAUCAAGGAAAUUAAGGAAGAUGGAAUACAAAUAAAAAGAAUUAUUGUAACUAAAAUUGUCAAAACAAGGUAUAUGGACAGCCAACACGUUCUCAAGAAACUAAAAAUAGUAAAAACUGUUACAACAACCGAUGAAUACCCUGAUGGUGCUGCGAAGACUACUGUAGAUACUAGCACAUCAAUAUCUGAAAUCAAAGAAGACCAAAAAGAUAUCCCAAGUCAACACAUUGUAGGUUAUGAGCAAGUUGGUGAUGUACAAAUUAAUGUCGAGACUAAACAUAAUUUGAUAUUAAGAGAAGGAAAAGAACUUCAACAAAUUAUCACAAUUAAGACAACAAAGGAAGUUCUAGAGUCACAAGAUGGAAAGAAGAAAGUAAGAACUACAGUAGAAACUGAGAGUCAAAUUGGACUACCUGACGGAAAUACAGAAAUAACAAGAGACAAGAAAGUAACGCUCGACGAUUACAAAUCAGAAACAUUUUACGAAAAUCUUGUAGGAUACAUAGAAAUUGACAAACCAAAAGAAUCAGUGCAAACUGCUGAAGAUUCUAUUACAGAAAAUGGUAUCAAGAUCAUUAGGAAAACCACAGUCAUUACAACUGCACAAGAAUUUGAAAACACUGUUACCCGUUCAAGGAAGAUUAAAACAACAACCAGAACUGAAACCGAAGAUGAAUAUCCUGAUGGUACUGUAAUAACAAAAAAGAAGGUAACUGUUACAAUUACUGAUGUGACCGGGCAUUCAUACAAAAAGCAUGAAGACGUCCCAGAACGACCAGAUGACUUGCCCAUUAGCGAUACAGAAAUCGUUGAAAGUAUGACUGAGGAUUUCGAUGUCAAAAACGAAAUAUUACAGCGUGGAUCUAUAACGAUAAGGCGCAAAAUCACAAUAGCGACAAAGCGAGAAUUCUUGGCUAGCAACGAUGUGAAUAUUAAGCGCGUCCGAACGACUGUUGAAACUACAACUGUGGAUGAAUUCCCUGAUGGUGCAACAGAAACAACGAAAGAUGUAAAAAUAACGAUCUCGGAAUUCCAAAAGACCUCAGACAGUGAUUUACAAGCGGCAUUGCAAGGAUUAGAACCAACAGGCAAAGUUAAAACAUCUGUUGAUAAAAAGACUAAUAUUAUCAAAUCCGACCAUGGUGAAAAAAUAACUCAGACAAUUACAACAAACGUCACUAAGGAGGAACUUUGUCAUUGUAAAACGAACGACGUUGCUGUCAAAACAGUAACGGAAACCAUAACUGAAAAUGCUAAAGACGAUGGCACAGUGGAAACAACGAAAGAUGUUCGCACACAAAUCACAUAUCUACCUCCAGGAACAGGGCUCGAUGAUUGGUCUCCAGAAGAACUGGAAGAAAUAGAGAAGCAACCGAUUGCUCAAGAAGAAAGGCAAAUUCUGGAUAACGUGCCCGGCGACACUCAGAAACCAGCUGAUACAAAAGAAAAGCCAGAGUCUAAGCCCAAGAAACAACGCUCACCAGUUGGAGAAAUAACCACUGACACGGAAACGUACACCAAAGUUAUCAAAGAAGGAGAUAAUGAAAUAACACAAACUAUAACUGUUGUCACAACCAAAGAAGUAAUCAGUCCCGAAAAAAUUAAAAUAACCGUUGAAACCACUACAGUUAGCAAAGGAAGCGACGGUGUCACCAAGACCACAAAAUCUACAAAAACCACUAUUUCCGAAUUUCGGGAAGAAUACGAAGAAACUGUAGACACUGGUGAAAGCGAAAAAUCAUUCUCCAAACUCUCUUCAAAAACUGGAGAUAUGCGCAGUUCGUCGGCAGCGAGCGACGACUUAGAUCACCCUGGUAUAUCCUCACCACCAUCAGAUAUAAGCUCAAGAGGGUCUAGAGCUGCUACUCAUAUCUGGGGCACAGAGAGCAGCGGAAUGUAUUAUAGUGACGAAGACGGUCAGGGUAGUCCCAGCAGUACAAAGUCUCAGAUCGCACAUUCACCGAGAUCAAACCUCAGCUUUGAGUUAGACACGGCAAAAUCACAACACGACUUAUUCGAAAAACCAGACCCAAUGUCAACUUCAAUUUACGGACAACUUCCUGAAGAUGACUCGUAUAAAUCUUCAUCACAUUCUGAAGUAACGACGACUGAGUUACUGACGAGCUCGGCAAGAAAAAUGACGGAAGAUUUCUUAACAAAAGAAAGAUCAGAACAUCAAAAACAUGGCGAUGCUACCUUCUUCAAAGAAGCUGACGAACAUUUUGAGAAAGCAAUUGAAGAGCAUAAAAAGGUUAGCGGAUCCCAAGUUAUUUCAAACAUAACAGCGAAAUACGAACUUGACUCGAAAUUCCACUCUAGUUCAAGUCACUCUUCGAAAGAAGAAAGUACAAUUACGUUAAAGGAUAUUAAAUCUGAAACUAAAAAAGUGACAGAAAGCAGUUCAUCAAGCAAACAGGAAACAAAAUUCGAGAAAUCUGAAGUUACCAGUGAAACUAGUAAACCAUCCAAAGAUCCUAUCGAGUCUUGGGGAAAGCCACUAGGUCUGCCCAGUCCGAUUGGAGCCCCAAUGCAAACAGAUGGCAAGAGCACUCCUAAAAAGCAAGCAAGUUCAACAGUAUUGAACAAAAAUAAGAUCAACCAGGAGAAGAGCAAGGAAGCGAAGAGUCGCGCAUCAGAGUCUCCCAGUAAGAAGAAAGCUCCCGCACCUGUCUACAUGGAGCUGACGUAUGUUCCACAUCACGGCAACUCAUACUAUUCAGCCAUUGAAUUCUUCAAACGCGUCCGGGCACGCUACUAUGUGUUCUCUGGAACAGAGCCAUCGAAGGAAAUCUACAACGCCCUGCUCGAUGCCAAGAAGACAUGGGAAGAUAAAGAUUUAGAAGUCACCAUUAUCCCAACGUAUGACACCGACGUUCUUGGCUACUGGGUGACAGAGAACGAGGAAGCUCUGGAGAAGUACAAGAUCGACCUCUCGCCGUCUGCGUCACGGUGCACCAUCAACCUCCAGGAUCAUGAGACAUCGUGUGCGGCCUAUAGACUCGAGUUCUAG